This is a messenger RNA of Plasmopara halstedii, 894 nucleotides long. RefSeq lists its product as uncharacterized. NCBI's taxonomy places the organism in Eukaryota, Oomycota, Peronosporomycetes, Peronosporales, Peronosporaceae. The transcript has a single exon. Bases 1 to 894 code for a protein of 297 amino acids. The record is from RefSeq and is a predicted model, not a curated record.
AUGACACCACUCAAAUACCGCUGGGCACAUGGUGUUAACUCUUACGCCUUAUUAGCAGACGUCCAACGUCAAAUUAAAGAGGCCCAGCAACAUCAAUUUGCUGUCCCAAACUUUGUUAAUGCUAUCGAAGCUGACAUUAUUUGGAGUGAAGAUCAAGAGAUUCCUGUCAUGGGGCACCCCCCUGCUAUAACUGGUGAUUUAACUUUUUCACACUUUUUAUCAGUCAUGUUGGAUCUUGCUUUAACACUUAAGAGCUUGAAUUUCAAUUUUAAGACGCCGUUAAUCGUGAAGUGCGACUUUAAAAGUAGUCGUGCAUUCGAGAUGUCAUUGGAAAUGCUGAUUAAAUUUAUGACCCUUUAUCCUUAUUCAAAGGGUAUCUUCAUAAAUGCCGAUAUCUUACCAGGUCCAGCAAAUUCGGACUAUGUCGCUUUUGAUGCGUCAACGUUCUUAAAUCAGGUUUAUCAUUUAAGUGAGUAUGAAGGAGGCAAACAUCGUGAUAAACUCGUGCUCUCUGUGGGGUGGACGACAGCUAACAACAAUGAAGAAGAAAUUCAUCGCGAGUAUUCUUUGGAAAUGGUGCAUGAGAUGCUGCGUGCAUUGCAGCCAUUGGGAGACAACAUUGUAGUAACAUUUCCUAUUCGAGCAACUAGUGUGCGCAAGUCGUGGCCUGCAUUGCGUCUCCUGCUUGAGUCUAAAAAUUACGGAUUAACGCUGUGGUGGACAAAGACUCAGAUUUCGGAUGAAGAGCUCGAGUGGAUUUUUUCCACGCUUGAAAACGAACAAGACAAAAGCUGCAUUGAUGCCCAGCCAACUUACGCUGGACGAACGUUUUACGACAUCAAAGGCUUUGAUAACUUUUUAGCCAAACGCAGUAGCUCCAAUGCACAGCUGUAA